Messenger RNA from Bombina bombina (fire-bellied toad), 6698 nucleotides. It is a transcript of the gene FZD9, whose product is annotated as frizzled class receptor 9. Gene Ontology annotation, biological process: canonical Wnt signaling pathway; non-canonical Wnt signaling pathway. The record is from RefSeq and is a predicted model, not a curated record. The transcript has a single exon. Gene Ontology annotation, cellular component: plasma membrane. Lineage: Eukaryota; Metazoa; Chordata; Amphibia; Anura; Bombinatoridae. Gene Ontology annotation, molecular function: Wnt-protein binding; Wnt receptor activity. Bases 789 to 2552 code for a protein of 587 amino acids.
AUGCUUAGUGCUAGCAGUAGCCAGAACUGCCAGCAGCAACUGAGAUUCACUACCUUACAUGCAGGCUGGGCGGGUUCUGUCUGUAAGACUGCUCCGUCCUUAACCCUCUAUGCCCUUCCCAGAGGGUUAACACUCUCCCUCUGGCACUCAUUGCUUCUGUUGCAUUUCUAUUUUUAAUUUCCUUUGCCUCUCUGUUUCCACACUCUUUCUUCCUUGCAGACAGAUUCCCAGCCCUGCAUUGUUUCAUAUUUGUCAGUGACAAGCAGAGUGGGAAAGAAAGCUGCAUUUGUGUGAAAUAUCUCACUGAAGACCACAGCUCCUGGAAUACAGAUCCUGGCUGCACUUGUAGAGAGGAAUACGAGCAGUGCAGAGGCUGAAGACUGCCAGAAAAAAACAGACUGGGGAGCUAUUAAAGGACAAUCCAGACUGCCAUGCGUUUCAGCAAAGAUCAUACUGUCUGCCUGUGGAUAUUAACACUAAUCAAAGACUUGCUUCUGUGAUCCCUCAGCUCUCUGAAGAUUUGUUCCAUAGCUAGACUUUUGCAGACGGAAUACACCAUCAUAACUACCCAAAAUGGAAUAAUAUAAAAAGUGCAUUUUGUGUCCUCUGUGACCCAUCUGCAACAGGAAAGCUGAUCCUACACACUGCUGUUUUGGAAUGCAUUGUGCCCUGCUUAAAACAGACAGCUGGAUAUAAAGUCGUGUGUCUGUAUCCGCUCUCCCCCUCCUCCUGUCCUCACUUACAGUUGUUGCUUCUUUGCCUGUGCACAAAUUUGCUGGCCCCUGAGAAUGAGCAGUGUCUGCUGGCUUUUAACCCUUCCCUUUCUGUGGCAGCUACUGGCAUUGGCCCUAUCUCUGGAGAUGGGGCUUUACGAUGUGGAGAGGGGGAGAGAAACCAAGUGUGAACCCAUUCAGAUACCAAUGUGCCAAGGUAUUGGCUACAACAUGACAAGGAUGCCCAACUAUGUAGGACAUGAAUCUCAGGAAGAAGCAGCAGUAAAACUACAGGAGUUUUCUCCUCUAGUUGAGUAUGGUUGUCACAUGCAUCUUCGUUUUUUUCUGUGCUCACUUUAUGCCCCUAUGUGCACUGAGCAGGUAUCCACCUCCAUCCCUGCCUGCAAGCCCAUGUGUGAGGCUGCCCGACUAAAAUGUGCACCCAUCAUGGAACGCUUCAAUUUUGGAUGGCCUGAGUCCUUGGACUGCAACCGUCUUCCUAGCAAGAAUGACCCUCAUGCACUUUGCAUGGAGGCACCUGAGAAUGCCACAAGUGGGGAUACUCCGACUAAUGGCCAUGGCAUGCUUCCUGUGGCUCCUCGCCCCCCACGCCCAUCAGGGUCUGGUCUAAGUAUAACAAGCCGCUGUGCCAAUCCUGACAAAUUUAUGUAUGUGGAAAGGAGUGGGGUUUGUGCACCAAGAUGCACUUAUGGGGUAGAUGUAUAUUGGUCCUCAGCUGACAAGGACUUUGCUCUAAUAUGGAUGGCUGCCUGGUCUGGACUUUGCUUUAUUUCAACUGCUUUCACAGUAUUGACCUUCCUCCUACAUCCCCAACGUUUCCAGUAUCCUGAGAGGCCAAUCAUCUUCCUCAGCAUGUGCUACAAUGUCUACUCCACUGCUUUCCUUAUCCGUGCAGCGGCUGGGGCCCCCAGCAUAGCAUGUGACCGUGAAGGAGGUUCUCCAUAUUUAAUCCGAGAAGGACUAGAAAGCAGCGGUUGCACACUUGUCUUCCUUAUUCUCUAUUACUUUGGCAUGGCCAGUUCUCUGUGGUGGGUAGUGCUUACCCUCACCUGGUUCCUAGCAGCUAGCAAGAAAUGGGGUCAUGAAGCCAUUGAGUCCCAUGGUAGUUAUUUCCACUUAGCUGCCUGGGGAGUUCCAGCUGUUAAAACCAUCAUCAUCCUUACCAUGAGAAAAGUUGGUGGAGAUGAGUUAACAGGACUCUGCUAUGUUGGGGGGUCAGAUGCGAGUGCCCUUACAGGUUUUGUAUUGGUGCCCCUUUCAUGUUAUUUGGUCACAGGCACAUCAUUCCUUCUCACAGGUUUUGUUGCCCUGUUCCAUAUCCGAAGGGUCAUGAAGACUGGGGGAACUAACACCGAGAAACUGGAGAAAUUGAUGGUUAAAAUUGGGGUAUUUUCCAUAUUAUAUACUGUUCCAGCCACCUGUAUAAUUGUUUGUUGCUUCUAUGAGCGUCUCAAUUUGGCUCACUGGGAAGCCAGGUCAAGGGAAGAAUCCUGCAGGACAGCAAUUGGAGGGGGCAGGCCAGAUUGCACUCUGUCCCGCUCUAUCCCCAGUGUGGCAGUAUUCAUGCUUAAAAUCUUCAUGUCUCUGGCUGUGGGUAUUACCAGUGGGGUUUGGGUAUGGAGCUCCAAAACUUUACAAGCUUGGCAGGGAAUUUUAUGCCAGCGUCGACUUGGGGUGGUAGGGCCUAGGACUCGAGGGAAGCCCCGGGGUGGGGGGGUUAUUUCCUGUAAUUUGAGUAGCUGCCCAUAUAAGCCCCCACCACUCACACUUCAGGUAGCCAAGACAGACCCCUUCAUGGACAGUCCAACACAUGUGUGAAGUGCAGAAGAAGAAAAGACUCUAAAGAGAAUGGAAUUCAGGCUCACACACAUGUAAUAGGGAAAUGCACUUCAGUUCUUUACUGGCAAAGGGCUAUGUAAAGGACACAUUUUCAUGGUUACUGUAGUCACAUAUCUGUAUGCCACUGAAUGGAUCAAUACAACAAAAGAGUGGCUUGUGAAACAAAAAGAAUUUAUGUAACUCUUAAAGGGAAACAUUUUUGGACAAUGAUAUCUCUCUGAACACUAAAUAGCAAUCAGAGGAGUGAUGCUCUUCAAGCUUUGUCAGCAGAUAAGUCAUUAAUGUGUCAGCUGUGGGGUCUUUGAGGUUCUCAAUGUUUAAACCUCCCCCUGCCCUUGGCUGCUUCCAUGUGAACACUGAGCCCUUAUGCAGCUGUCCUGGGAGUGCUGUCCAUCAACUCUUCUCACUAAAACAACAACAUUUGCCAAAACCAAAAUUGCAAAUAUCAGCACCCUCAGCCCUCUCUACUCUGUAUACUUUUACUUUCUCCCCCCCCCUCUUCUCAUGUUGGUAUAUUCGCUGUAAACCCUUGCUUCUAAAAGGACAACAAGGUGUUGGUUUUAAAUAUGCUGCUGAGUCCUCCAGAAGCAAAGGUUUGCUGGUGAGUAAUACUGUACAGACUUAAACAGAAUGGAAUGUGUUCCACUCAGGGUUGUGCUUUGUCAAUGACCAAUUGUGUUAACAUUUGUCCUAUGUUUACAGGCAGUGUUUUAUUUAAUAUGAACUUACCAUAACAUUGAGAAGAGAUAAGAUAAAAUAGAAACAAAAAAGUCAUUUAAAAAUAUAAUGAUCAUGAAAUGAAGUGUUAACCCAAUUGUUAAAUAAUGUUAUCUUUCUAUAUUACACAACAUUGAAUGACAUGGAACAGAAAUAGUUACAGUUGUUAAUUAUAAAGCAGAGUGAUUAUUGCUGCAUUAUUUUGUGAUGUAGACAGCAGAAAUAUUACCAGAACUCAUAAGCUAAGUUAGAAAUGAUGGAGAUAUGUCAGGAUGCAUCUGUCUAUAUAAGAAUCAAUGCUUUGGUGCAUUUUAAAGUUACAUGCUCUGUAAGGGUGUAUUCUAUAUGAUGAGAAUUUAACUGAAGAAAAAAAAAUGCUUUGCAUUAAGGGAAAUUUUCAUUUUAACAUGUUAUUUCAAAACUAUAUCAGGCAUCUAAUAUGAAAACCCCUUUAAGAUUCAAUUAAAAGAAAAGUUCACAUGGAGUAUCCUGCCUUUGCCUCACAGAAAUAUACUUCCUGGGAGUAAAUGGUUAAAGGGACAUUGCACUGUUGUUGUUGCCUAUCAAUAUAGAAAUGAAUGAGAAAUGCUAACUGAAUAGGGGAAACUGAGCGAUGCUCUGUAAUUAUGUUAGUGUAAAACAAAACUGUAGCCUUAAUGAAUCUAGGAAGUGCAGGUGUCAUAGUGUGUAGCAGAACUCUGGCAUGUGGGGCUUUACUUAGUAAAGGUAUAGGCAAGUGGAGGUAUUCUGCAUGGUUUGACAAGGUGUGGUAUAAGUGUAGUGAUGCAGUGUGUGUUGAUCAGUAUUGAGAGGAGGGCAGAGUUAAAAGGAAAGAUGCAUGAUUAGUAUACAAAGUGAUAUUUUGUGGUUUUUCUAUCUGGCAUGUGAGUGAUAAUCUUCAGAAACAGAAGGAAAAUAAAUUACAAACCAGGUUUAAGGUUUUUUUUCAGUGUAUCCCUUUAAAGAUGUAUUUACUUUUGAAUUAAUGGAAUAUUUAUAAACACAAAUGAAGUGGCAAUAUUUUGCAGUGGCCUACAUACCUUAUUUUGUUAAGUUUCUUGCAAAUUAGGAAAUUGCUUAGUUGUGCAUUAUCAUAACUCAUGACAGUAAAUUAUAUUCUCAAGAUUUCCAUGUAGAAAUGUCUGUCACUAUUUUGUCUUCAGGUUUUUCAUGUUUUAAUGCAUACAGUUUAUUUUAUGAAGAGAUAUAGAUAAAAAAAUGUAUGUAUGUCUUGACAUAAGGGUUAAUGCACUCAUAUCAAUAGAUCUAUGGUUAACUACCUGUGUUUCAUUGUUACUACUAUGAUGCCUAGCAAAAGAAGAAAAAAAGAAACUACCUUAUUGUAAAAUUAUUUUUAUAUGUUCUAUAGAAUUUAUCACAUUUUCACAACUAUGCAAAAAUUGCUAGAAUUCCAAAGUGGUAUCUGAAGCAGUGGUAGAUAAAAUAAAAACCAUACUGCAUUGCUGGGGUUGCAAACACAUCACAUGGUUUCAGGUUGCUUCCAAUUAUGUUGUUUCCUGUUAGUUUUAAAAUAAAUUGCAAGAGCAAUAUAUGCAAACACUUUGAUUAACUUAAGUAACACAAUGUUAGAGAGCACCAUUUGUAUACAUUUCUCUCCAUAAAAGCUACAAACUAACUGCAGUUACAGUAGGAUCAUUUAAACAAUUACUUUAUUUCUAACCCAACUGAGUAAAAGGGCAAUACAGAAAAUAACUGUUAAAGAUUCUUAAAAAGAAGGUGGUCCAUUUUAUUUUCUGUCCAUGUAAACAGUUCUAGUAUAAUAGUAUUUUCAAAAACAUUAAAGGGACAUUCCAGACAAAAUUGGAAUCUCCAUGGAUGCAUUUCAGAUUUGAAUAGAAACAUUUUUAUAAUAUACAUGUAUUAGCAAUAAUGCUUCUAAUAAAAGCUAUAGCACUUGCUCAGAUAGCCUAAGGUUCUUGCACCAUCUGGUAAUCACUCAAUUUGUUAAUUGCUAACAUGAUACAAGCCCCACUGGUGCUCUGAUCAGCUGCAGUAUUUAAAAGGCUGGUGCACUGAGAAUGCACGUGCAGAGAAAAAUGUUGAUAUUAAAACAGUGAUAACUUUUACUGGAAGCAUUUUUGCCAAUACGUGUAUAUUGUAAAUAUGUUUCUAUUCAAAGAUGUAAUUAAUCUAUGUGUAUUUGAAUUUUCACUGGAAUGUCCCUUUAAGAUGAAGUGCUAGAACAAAUUUGUAUCAUUACUUGAAUUGUCAAGAAGAAAUAGUGUACACAACUUUACCUAUUUUUUUUUCUACCAAUGAUUAAUGUUUUUUAAGUGGAGGGACAAAUUUAGAUAAAGUAAUUUCAGUAUCAUUUUUAUUUUACCUGCUCUAAUAUAGAUGGGUGAUUCCUUGUAAGAUAUGUCAAUGAAUAUGAAAGCAUAUCAUAUUUUCUGCCAUUAAUUUAUUGUACAUAACAUUCUUUGUUCAUCCCAAUUUUUUAAAUGACAUUCUAGUCCCCUUUACUCUUUACCACAUCAUAAAAGCCUGAAAAUAAAAUCAAUAUAUUAUUAAUAAAAAUGUAAAAAAAUGUAUUGCAUGGAAGCAAACAAAAUCUACUUGUUCAGAGCUAAAAAUAGAAGAAAAACUUUUUUUUUAUAAAUAAUAUAUUGAAAUUAUGUUUAGGUUGUCAGACACAAAAAACUAUAGUGCUUCUUAAAAAAAUUAAAAAUUGCUGAACUAUUUUGUGGCCGUUUUUUAGUCAUAUUUUUGACAGCAGAGAAGGGCUUAAUGCAUAUGUGGAAGCUUUGGCUAUUUUUUUUAAUAAUAGGAUGAAAAAAAUCUGUAUACAGUUUUAUUGAGAAAUUAAGAAGAAAUAACAUGUAUAAUGAUUUCUGUAUGAAGCAAUACAUUCACUAAAGGUGCAGCAUGUUUAUAGUCUGGGGGGAAAAUAAAUUACAGACCGAUAAUAGCACUAAAGGUAUGAGUUUUGGAGAGUUUACCAGGGACAAAAAAAGGGUUGAGGGGCCCAUAGAAAUAUGAAACAUAAACAAAUUAAUGUGUCUAUAUUAUAAAGAUUUAGGGCUCUGCCUUUUCACCAGCAAAUAACAGUUAGUGUGAUAUUUAAAGUAUAAAAGCACAACAGCAAAGAAGGGGUUAAUGAAGACCUUGCCACAGACCAGGAGUCAAGCAGAACGUCUAUGAAUACUUCUCAUGGAGAGGGAUAAUAGGGGUCAUUUUCUGCAGCUCCUGAUGCUAUAGGCUGCUUCACUCUCACAGAUAUAAAUAUAUAAAUAUAUAUUUUUGGAUUUGUAUUAAAAAUAUGGUACGGUUUUGUAAAGUACUGAAUAUAUAAUUGUAAAAAUAAUAUGCAGAUGGUAAUUUAAUGUUGUAAUUUAUUCUUGAAUUGUAAGAGUUUUGAAGAGGCCUAAUAAACUGACUUGUGUGAAA